GGUAGAGGCCGUGUCGGCCGAUUGUGGCACAAGUUCGACGAGAUGUACCAACUGAUUGCCAGCCCCCGGUGGGCGAAGUUGCCUCGCAAACAUUUCAUCACCGUUGCCUGCUUCUUGGUGUUUCUGUCCUUUUGGGAGUUCACCUAUGCGUACGGUGUUGCCUCCACCAGCCGUGCAACCAAUUUCACCAUCGCCUUCUGGCUACUGUUUGCGCUGAUCCAUCUGCGCCAGCUACAGAUCCUGCUCUAUACCGACCUGUUGCGUUUUUGCUUGACGGAGAUGAACGACCAGUUGAGCUGGUGCAUCGAGCUAAGCAAGGCAGCGACACGGUACGGUGGACUGAGGACGGAUGGACAAAUCCAUGGCCACAUUCGUCGGCUGAUUGAUGGCUUUGUGCGCUGUUACCGUCUACUUGCUACAAUCAACCGUACCUUUAGCUGUUCCUUGAUUAUCAUAAAGAUCAUAACGCACGUGUACCUGCUGACCGAUAGUUACUGGAUCGUAUUCGGUAUUAUGCGGCAUGAUCUGUUGCGAUCGAUAUGUGAGUUUCAACAGCAUCAUAUGUGUUUGGUUCACGUUUAG
Anopheles darlingi is the source of this 582-nucleotide messenger RNA. RefSeq lists its product as uncharacterized. NCBI's taxonomy places the organism in Eukaryota, Metazoa, Arthropoda, Insecta, Diptera, Culicidae. The record is from RefSeq and is a predicted model, not a curated record. The coding region runs from base 43 to 582 and encodes 179 amino acids. The transcript has a single exon.